AUGGCAAAUUUGACACCCUUGUUUAAGAAAUACGUUUCAAUCAUUGAAGUUGAAUUAAAUGAUACGGACAAGACCAAUGAAAGCUCCAUUUCUAAGAAGCCUUAUGAAGGGCUUACUCUGAAGGAUUCAUUUGUCAAAGAAUGUUAUGAUUUAUUGAAAUCCACCAAUGAACUGGGGAAAAUCUUGAGGACGAUAGAAACAGAGUACCAGAAUGAUAAUAACUUGAAUAUGACAGAAUCUGAAAAAGAUGAUUUUGAUACAGAUUUUAGGCUGCAAUUGCAAUCUUACAUCAAAAAGUACAAACAGCUUGAAAAAUAUGAGAAUGAUAGACAGAAAUUUAUCGAUGAAAGUAUCCUCUCAGCUAAGAGUAAUAUUUUGCAUCCUUUUUCAAGAAAUCAAAAGAUUUUGACUAAUUUCCAUCGUACAAAUAACAAGUUUAGAAUUGGGGUGCUUCAAUCUUUAAAUUUGAUCAUCUCAUCUAUAUCUGCUGAUUUCACUUCUUUGCAGCAACAAAGGUUGAAGAAUCGAAGGAAAUUCCAAACUUUAAACUUCAGUGCGGCUUCCCCCUCGACGGAACUUGAUUAUUCCUCAGUUCAUGAUCCAGUGAAUAUUUCUCUGUCUCAUUCUCCAGUUGAGAGCGUUACCGAUGAAGUAAGAAGAUACGAAGAAACAAUGUCAAAGUUAACCCAAGAGCAGAUACAGCUGCUUGAAACUGAACACGAAGAGUUACUUAAUUUUAAGAAUGAACAGCUUAGAAGUGUUGAAAAGAUUAAUAAAACAAUUCUGGAUAUUGUGACAAUACAGAAUGAACUCUCUACUCAUUUGCAAUUACAGUCACAGGAUAUAAAUACCAUGUUAGACAAUCAAGAUGAAAUUGAGUUGAAUAUAGAAAAGGGUAAUAAGCAACUGAAUAAAGCCAAAAAGGCAGCAAGCAGAUCCGCUAAAUUCACUACAUAUAUUGCAUUUAUCAUUGGUAUAUUGGUUUUGUUAUUAGAUUAUAUAAGCUAA
Messenger RNA from Kazachstania africana CBS 2517, 1008 nucleotides. It is a transcript of the gene UFE1, whose product is annotated as Ufe1p. The record is from RefSeq and is a predicted model, not a curated record. Gene Ontology annotation, cellular component: endoplasmic reticulum; SNARE complex. The transcript has a single exon. Bases 1 to 1008 code for a protein of 335 amino acids. Gene Ontology annotation, biological process: retrograde vesicle-mediated transport, Golgi to endoplasmic reticulum. NCBI's taxonomy places the organism in Eukaryota, Fungi, Ascomycota, Saccharomycetes, Saccharomycetales, Saccharomycetaceae.